CUGCGCAUGCGUGCUUCGGUGGUGGCGGAGGUUUUGCUGAGGAGGCGAAAAUGGAGCGGAUGAAAGUGGUUCUCGGGCAUCUGAGCGGCUCCCGGCAACAGCGGCUCUGGGCGCCUUCCCCUUGCCGGGCCUCGCUAUCCGGCCCGGACGAUGUGGUGGUGGUGCACGGAAGACGGACCGCCAUCACCAAAAGCAAACGGGGCGGCUUCAAGGAAACUACACCAGACGAACUCCUGGCUGUGGUCAUGACUGCUGUCCUGAAUGAUGUAAAGCUAAACCCUGAGCAACUGGGCGAUAUCUGCGUGGGGAAUGUACUUCAACCUGGUGCUGGAGCCAUGAUAGCAAGAGUUGGGCAGUUUAUAAGUGGUAUCCCGGAGACUGUCCCAUUAUCAUGCGUUAACAGGCAGUGUUCAUCUGGAUUGCAAGCCCUGAUUAAUAUUGCAGGUGGCAUUAGAAAUGGCUCCUAUGAUAUUGGUUUGGCCUGUGGAGUGGAGAGCAUGUCUCUCCGCAGCGCUUCCAAUCCCGGGGACAUCAGCUCUCGCAUCAUGGACUUCAGCAAAGCAAGGGACUGCCUGAUCCCAAUGGGAAUAACUUCCGAGAAUGUGGCAGAAAGAUUUGGUAUCUCCAGAGAAAAGCAAGAUGCUUUUGCCCUUGCUUCUCAACAAAAAGCAACUCGAGCUCAGAAGUUGGGGUGGUUUAAAAAUGAGAUUGUCCCCGUGAAGACCACCUGCACCGAUGACCAGGGCACUGAGAAAACGAUCACUGUGCUGCAGGAUGAAGGGAUCAGGCCCAACACCUCGCUGGAGGGAUUGGCCAGGCUGAAGCCGGCCUUCCAGGAGAAUGGGACUACCACAGCUGGUAACUCCAGCCAAGUCAGUGACGGUGCUGCUGCGGUGCUGCUGGCCAGACGCUCCUCAGCUGCACGGCUGGGGCUUCCUGUCCUUGGGGUGCUGAAAUCGUACGCUGUGGUUGGAGUCCCACCAGAUGUUAUGGGCAUAGGGCCAGCCUAUGCUAUCCCAGCGGCAUUGAAAAAAGCCGGUUUGACAGUGAAUGAUAUCGAUGUGUUUGAAAUCAACGAGGCCUUUGCAAGUCAGGCUGUCUACUGCGUGGAGAAACUUGGCAUCCCCAUGGAGAAGGUGAACCCCCUGGGGGGCGCCAUUGCUUUGGGACAUCCUCUGGGGUGCACCGGGGCUCGGCAAGUUGUCACUUUGCUCAACGAACUGAAGCGCAGAGGAAAGAGAGGCUAUGGCGUGGUUUCAAUGUGCAUUGGCACCGGGAUGGGAGCAGCUGCGGUAUUUGAAUAUCCAGGGAAGUGAGCAGAACUUCAGGCUCAUCACACAACCUGCCCUCAAGGCCUGGAAAAUAACCCGCUAUCCGUCCUGAUGUGCAAUCCGGCUUCAUGACUGUUCGUUCGAUGGGAACCCUCCUCGGCGGGCAGAGCUUUUGAAGUCCGUUGCCACGGGAGUGAAUUUGGGAAACGGGGUGUAGCAAGGAUCUUUGGCUUCUGGUCUUUAAGGAAACCUAUUAAAAAUAGGUCCUUUUUGUAUGAAUUAAUCACUAGGGUGUGAGGGAUCUACCUGUCCGGUGGAGGUGGCUUGGGGUUGGCGGAGGGAGAUAGGGAUACCUGAGGAACUUGACUGAUCAGCAGUCUGAAAUAGAUAGAUUUAUCUGCAGUGCCGGGAUUAAUGUGCAAUUGGAACAGGGUGCUUUUCUCUCUCUCUCCCCCCCCCCUCAAGAAUCCUUACUCCAAUGAGUAAAUUCCCUAACGUAGCCAAUAUCCUGCUUUUGUGUGGAGGGGAGAAUAAUGAUUAUUAGAAUCAGCUAGAAAAUGGGGCGCCAGUCCACUUGGGAACAAUUAAAAAAAAAAACAUAGCACAGCAUUUAUUGCUGCUGGGCUCCCAUUUUCAAAGUUUUCUAGAAACUCAUAAGCUGUUAUUGCUGAUUUGGUUUCUUCUUUUUUCUCUCUCUCUCCUUAAAAUUACCUUAAGGUAAUUUUAGUUUAUCACACAUUAUUUUUGAAGAUGAACUGGGACCAGGUAUGGUUUUUUAAAAAAAGAAAAUAUUACUGUUACCAUGAAAAAUUAUUUUUAAAUCCUUAAAAGGAAAAGCAGCAAAAUAAGCAGGUUAAGAAAUCACACGAUUCAGCGGCUGGUCCUAGCAAGAAAUAGCUGGUAAUUGCUUUGCUGGUGUUCUAAGGAGCUAAACCAAUUCUUAAAAGAUGUUUUAAUCAACUAAUUAAAUUUCUGUUAAUGGAUUAAAUUACUUUAAUAAAGCCUUUGAAUGGUU
This is a messenger RNA of Pantherophis guttatus, 2286 nucleotides long. It is a transcript of the gene ACAA1, whose product is annotated as acetyl-CoA acyltransferase 1. Gene Ontology annotation, molecular function: acetyl-CoA C-acyltransferase activity. Gene Ontology annotation, cellular component: peroxisome. Lineage: Eukaryota; Metazoa; Chordata; Lepidosauria; Squamata; Colubridae. The record is from RefSeq and is a predicted model, not a curated record. Gene Ontology annotation, biological process: phenylacetate catabolic process; fatty acid beta-oxidation.